Orycteropus afer afer is the source of this 818-nucleotide messenger RNA. The record is from RefSeq and is a predicted model, not a curated record. NCBI's taxonomy places the organism in Eukaryota, Metazoa, Chordata, Mammalia, Tubulidentata, Orycteropodidae.
GCACGCAGCAUGGCGUCCAAUAUCUACUUAGUUCGCCAGCGGAUCAGCCGGCUCGGGCAGAGGAUGUCCGGCUUCCAGAUCAACCUCAACCCGCUCAAGGAGCCGCUCGGCUUCAUCAAGGUCCUCGAGUGGGUUGCUUCCAUCUUUGCUUUUGCCACCUGUGGAGGUUUUAAGGGCAAAACAGAAAUUUUAGUGCAUUGUCCUAAAGCUGCUGACAAUAAAACUGUUACAGCUAAUUUUGGUUACCCAUUCAGGUUGAAUCAGGCAUCUUUUCAGGCAGCUCCAGAAGUAAAUGUAUGUGAUAUCAAGUGGAAUGAAUAUGUUCUGAUCGGUGAUUACUCUUCCUCUGCACAAUUCUAUGUCACCUUUGCAGUCUUUGUCUUCCUGUACUGCAUUGCUGCUCUUCUGCUUUACGUUGGUUACACGAACCUGUAUCGAGAUAUUCGAAAACUUCCCAUGAUUGACUUUAUUAUUACUCUUGUUGUCACUUUUUUGUGGUUGGUGAGCACUUCAGCCUGGGCUAAAACUCUUACAGAUAUUAAAGUAGCUACCAGUCCCAAAAUUAUUCCAGAACUUGAGCCUUGCAGUAAGCAUCCAGGAGUGACCUGUUAUUUUGACUCUGUCACCAGUAUGGGAUCCCUAAAUGUCUCUGUGAUCUUUGGAUUUCUGAAUAUGAUACUUUGGGGAGGAAAUGCUUGGUUUGUGUACAAGGAGACCAGCUUACACAGUCCAUCAAACACUUCUGCACAUGGUCAAGGAGGUAUCCCACCUCCUGCUGCAAUGUAACUAAAGGGGGAAAUACACUUUGUAAAAUAUGU